UUUUUAUUUUUAUUUUUAUUUUAUUUUAUUUAAUUUUUUUUUUUUGAAGACGAAACAAGACGAGCUGAAAAAUACACCGGUUCCGUUUCGUUGCCAGCGGGAGGGAGCUGAGAGAAGGAAGAGCAGCAGCAGCUGCCCCAGCAGCCUGCGUAUCCUUUUCGGCCUGGCUACACGACAUUACAAAAACAGAAACAACAACUGUAACCGCAGGACGAAGCGAAAAAGGAGCAAAACGGACGCACAUGCUUGCUUUGCCUGCCUGGCCUGCCUUCCUGCUGCUUCGGCCUCUGCUUCUGCCUCUGCCUGCUGCUCUCGUCCUUUCUGUGUAUAGUCGUCCUUUCUGCCAUCCUGUGUUGUGUCUGUGUUCGUGUAUUGGCUUUGGAUGUGUGCCAGUGUGAGUGUCGGAGGUCGUGAGUGUGUGCGAGUGUGCUUCCAAUUUUUCUCUCUGCCUGCGUCUUCGUCUCCUUACAUGGAAACUAGCAAUCGUUGAACCCAAUUAGUUCGACAUUGGCGCUGGUCGUGGACGGUUCUCUAGCUAUCCUGGCUCCUGGCUCCUGUCUCCUUGCGGCAGCUCCUAAAUCUCGUGUCCUCGUAUCCCGACACAUUCCUCGUGCUUCCCUUUGACAAAAAGGGAAAAAUUAAAUAAAAUCCAAAGCCAAGCCAGUUUUGAAGUGAAAAUGUGCGCGUUUAAAGAGCUAAAAGCGCAUCGGUUGCCGCUUCCUGAAGGUCUUCUCCAAUGUGGCUCCACAGAGCACGGAUCGCGUCGUCCAGACCGUUGGCAAGCAGAGCCAGGUGAUCGAGGCGGUGCGCGAGGUGAUCACCCUCACCCGUGACACACCCAUCAGGGGCGCCAUACACAACUAUGACCCCAUGAACUUCGAUCGCGUCUACGCCGAUGAGUACGGCGGCUAUGGCACUGGAAGUGGAAGCACUCGACCCAGUCAGCGCGGCAACAAUCGUAAUGGAGGAGCUGGGGGCGCUGCCGGAGGAGCCGGCGGCAAUGGAGGCAACGGUGGAGGAGGUUUCGGUGGUGCUGGCGGUGGUGGAGGAGGCGGCGGUGGCCGUGGGAAUGUUGGAGGACGUGGCGGUGCUGAUCGUUUCGGAGGAGCUGGCGUUGGAGCUGCUGCCGGUGCUGGUAUGGGUCAGCGCGAUAACCUGUUUAUCAAUCCCUGGGCCAAUGGAGGCGGUGGUGGCGGCGAUGUCGAUGGCUUCGGCAACAAUGGAGGCACUGGCGGCUUCUCGGGCAACAGCUUCGGUGGGGGCUCAGGUGGCCCCUUCGGAGGAGGCAACAGCUUCGGCAAUAACGGUUUCGGAGGAGGUCCCGGUGACUUUGGCGGCAAUUCCGGAAACUUUGGACAGAGCCAGGGGAGCAACAGCUUGCCCAGCUUAGGCAGCUUCGGUCAGAACCAGGGCGGCAACAACAGCCUGCCCAGCUUGAGCAGCUUCGGCCAGAAUCCGGGCGGUGCUGGUGGACUAGGCAACGGCCUGGGCGGCGGCAGCGGUGGUGCUAACAACGGUGGUGUUAGUGCUCUGGGCGGUGCUAAUGGCUCCGGUAGCUUCAAUGCUGGCGGUGGCACAAACGGAGGACCCAACGGCAGCUCAAACACUGCCGCCAACAUACCCCAGGGCCAUGAUCCCAACAACAGCACACAAGUCACCAUUCCAAAGGAGUUGGCUGGAGCCAUUAUUGGCAAGGGAGGCGGUCGCAUCCGGCGCAUCCGAAACGAAUCCAGUGCAUACAUAACCAUCGAUGAGCCGUUGCCCAACUCGAACGAUCGCAUCAUCACCAUCUCGGGCACGCCCAAGCAAAUACAGAUGGCCCAGUAUCUGCUGCAACAGAGUGUGCACGAGAACGGCAGGCGAAACAUUUAAGUGGGCAACAACUUGAACAGGAACAGGAACAGGAGCAAGUAGCAGUAGGAGGAGCAGGAGCAGGAGCAACAGUAGCAGUAGCAAAACACAAGCAACACCAUCGGAACAACAACAGCCAUCUGCUACUGCUAAUGCUGCUGUUGUGCUACAUCUUUAAAAUUAAAUUUACUAAAGAAGGAGCUGGUAUCGCAUCGGCCUCAGAGCGGAAGAGCAUCCUCCAAAUACGAAAGAAAUUUAUGUAUUUCUUCACUAUAACUUUAAGUGAAAAUGCCCCAAAAAAAGUAUAAGGAACAACAAAACUAAAAACCUAAACUGAUUAACUGAUACUGAAGUGGAAUCCAUCAACGAAACCCUACCAUCAAAACCCCUUUCAGCCCCCAUGUCCUCAAUGUCUCAUCCUCCCUCCCCCCCACACGCAACAGAUUGCUAUUUUGGGGGAAAGUCAACCUUAAAAACUUUGUAUGAUAAGAAGUAUGAACAAAUAAAAUAUAAAUAAACUGGA
Molecule: messenger RNA, 2374 nt
Organism: Drosophila ananassae
Lineage: Eukaryota; Metazoa; Arthropoda; Insecta; Diptera; Drosophilidae
Gene: HnRNP-K
Product: heterogeneous nuclear ribonucleoprotein K homolog
Exons: 4
Coding region: 871-1872 (333 amino acids)
Biological process (GO): regulation of transcription by RNA polymerase II; regulation of mRNA splicing, via spliceosome
Cellular component (GO): nucleus; cytoplasm
Molecular function (GO): mRNA binding
Source: RefSeq, a predicted model, not a curated record